AUGCCGACAGAUGUGCCCCAAGACGGACUCAAGACCGAGGAAGAGACCCUCAAGUGUGACCCCAUGACCCUGUCCAGCACGCCGACCGUCCGUCGAGGUAGUACCCCGUUGCCAAUUAAGCACCAGCUUCGGCGGGAGGAGGCCGUGCACGAUGACUGCGACUGGUCCUCUGACGCUGCCUGCGGAACCUCUGUCCCGCCGCCACUCCGCUUCAGCCCAGCCCUGGAUGACACGACAGCAAUGACAGAGGUUGAGGGCAAGCCUGAAGGCCCUCUGAGGAUCGCCUUGCUGGGGCAGAACGGCGUGGGGAAGUCAUCACUGGCCUUCGCCUUGGUGGGGGACGGAGACAGGAUGGCGUCUGUGGAUUCUGAUGGUGAGGGUCAGUUGAGCUUUGUCACCGUGGACGACGAGGAGAGCGCCAUCCUUAUUUAUGACAACUGGAGACAUGACCUGUCGGCACUAUGUUGCGAGGUGUGUGUGCUGGUGUUCUCGGUGACCGACCGACGCAGUUUCCACCGUACGGCGCAGCUUCGCCUUCUCCUGCGGGAAACGCAGCCGCAGACUCCCAUCAUCCUCGUGGGCAACAAAAGCGACUUGGUUCGCUCCCGAGAAGUGACCUCUCAAGAGGCUAUGUCCAGCGCCGCACUCUUCAACUGCCUCUAUCUGGAGAUUUCCGCCUCUCUGGAUCACCGCACCACAGAGCUCCUGGAGAGCGCCGUGCGGCUAGCGCGAGGCCAACCCCCGUGGCCCCCAGGUACCAGCCCAGAUGACGUAGGCGCCGGAGGGCAGCGGGAGAGCAUCACCUCGCGUGCCAAACGCUUUCUGUCCAGCCUGGUUCCUCGCUACCAGCGCGAGCGAGGGGAUGCUGGCCGGUUCCUGCGGCAAAAGUCACGCUCCUGUCACGACUUGGGAGCCCUGUGA
Nerophis lumbriciformis (worm pipefish) is the source of this 921-nucleotide messenger RNA. The record is from RefSeq and is a predicted model, not a curated record. Lineage: Eukaryota; Metazoa; Chordata; Actinopteri; Syngnathiformes; Syngnathidae.